AUGGUGGAAUUAUCUGGCGAGAAUACUAGAAUAAAAUUUGCUCCAUGCACUAUAUGUUCAGAACCAGGCUGUAGUACUAGUAAACAAAUUACAACAAUAACUAUUAAAGUAAUAACGGUAGUAAUAAGGAAUGAAGACGGAGAUAGUAUAACUAAUUCAUUUGUUGAAACAGACGUGUCACCUGUUGUGACCACAAUAGAGGCAUCAGAUCCAUCACAAAUUGAAGUUGAAACAACCGAAUAUCCGCAACAGUCACAUAAUGGUGAUGAACAGAGAAAAUAUUUGGUUUAUGCUUCUUUCAAAGCCAUUGAAAGUGCAGAGAAAACCGACGAUACUCAAUGGUUAACUUAUUG
Molecule: messenger RNA, 353 nt
Organism: Entrophospora candida
Lineage: Eukaryota; Fungi; Glomeromycota; Glomeromycetes; Entrophosporales; Entrophosporaceae
Source: the annotation of a GenBank genome assembly